Ipomoea nil (Japanese morning glory) is the source of this 1456-nucleotide messenger RNA. RefSeq names its product lysine-specific demethylase JMJ30-like. Gene Ontology annotation, molecular function: 2-oxoglutarate-dependent dioxygenase activity. NCBI's taxonomy places the organism in Eukaryota, Viridiplantae, Streptophyta, Magnoliopsida, Solanales, Convolvulaceae. The transcript has 6 exons. The record is from RefSeq and is a predicted model, not a curated record. The coding region runs from base 90 to 1334 and encodes 414 amino acids.
CAUCUCUACACCUCACACGCACUCUUCUCUCUGACACGUCAUAUCUUCAGAACUCCGAAGGUUCUAGAGGUUCGACACCGCAACCGUUAAUGUCCGCCGCUAACGGCGCCGGCUUCUCCGCGACUCCGGUGGAGGAGGAGGAGGAGGACUUGCUCGAGACGCCAGUGCUCGACGCGGGCCGCGCCAAUCUCCUGCAGAGCAUAGCGGAACAAGGCGGAUACGCGUACGUGAGCAUGGAGGCGCUGGCGGCCGGCGGCGACGUGAGGGCGGCGGAGGCGGCGAGGGAAAUGGCCUGGGAGCAGCUACACUUGGGGCCGUGGCAUUCGGUUUUGCCUAUCUGGAGAGACGCCUACUCCAUGGCAUGCCUCCGCGUCGCCAAGCUACAUUACGCCGCCGGCGAGUUUAGCCAGGCUAUUCGGGCCCUCGACAUGGGCCUGAUCAUGGGCGGCCCGGCCCUCAGAGCUGACUUGAACCUCGCGAUCCAAAAAGCCUCGAAGAAAGCCAGCAUUGCUCUCGAUUCCUCUGUACAAAAUCAUAACAUUGUUUCCGAAGAAGUGAACAUGGCGGAGAUUUCGAGAAUUUUACCUGCAAGAUCACUCUCUUGUAAGUUAGUAGUGAAAAGGUCUGCUUUGUCCUUGGAAGGGUUCAUACAAGACCAUUAUAUAUCUGGAACUCCAGUCAUAAUUAGAGGUUGUUUGGAUCAAUGGCCAGCUAAGAGCAAAUGGAAUGAUUUGAACUACCUCAGAAGUGUUGCCGGCUUCCGCACAGUGCCAGUUGAGAUUGGAAAGCACUAUUUGUGCCCAGAAUGGAAACAAGAACUAAUAACAUUCUCUGAGUUUCUUGAGAGGAUUCAGUCUAACGAUCCCACCUCCACUGAAACUACAUACCUAGCUCAGCAUCCAUUAUUCGAUCAGAUCCAGGAGCUGAGGCAAGAUAUUCUUAUCCCUGAUUACUGCUCUGCUGGGGGUGGGGAAAUCAAGUCACUUAAUGCGUGGUUCGGUCCAGCUGGUACAGUGACACCCCUGCAUCACGAUCCUCACCAUAAUAUUCUUGCUCAGGUGGUUGGCAAAAAGUAUAUCAGGCUUUACCCUGCCACAAUCUCAGAAGAGCUUUACCCACAUAGUGAGGCCAUGCUUAGCAAUUCCAGCCAGGUUGAUCUGGACAAUAUAGAGGAGACUAGAGAAUUUGAGAAGAUAAUGGAGGUUGAGUUUGAGGACUGCAUUUUAGAGGAAGGAGAAAUGCUGUACAUUCCCCCAAACUGGUGGCACUAUGUACGCUCUCUCACUACAAGUUUUUCGGUUAGUUUUUGGUGGAACAAUUCAUCUCAGACUUGACUCCUCUAUUCUUCUUCUUGUAUACCACUCAAAUCAAAUGCCAAUUUAUGUCUCAUGGAAUAAUUCUAAAUCACUACUUUUAGACAAUUUAAUAUUAUAUAUAUUGUGAUGCACUGAUGCUC